Messenger RNA from Aspergillus brunneoviolaceus CBS 621.78, 1788 nucleotides. RefSeq names its product putative F-box and JmjC domain protein. The transcript has 2 exons. Gene Ontology annotation, molecular function: cis-regulatory region sequence-specific DNA binding; protein binding. Gene Ontology annotation, cellular component: nucleus. The coding region runs from base 65 to 1600 and encodes 511 amino acids. NCBI's taxonomy places the organism in Eukaryota, Fungi, Ascomycota, Eurotiomycetes, Eurotiales, Aspergillaceae. The record is from RefSeq and is a predicted model, not a curated record.
AUUUCCAGCGUUGUCACUUUUUAGUUCUACUUUAGUGAUUCUUUCCCUCUCAAACGCCGCAAGUAUGAAAAUGCCGGACAUCAAUUCAAUUGACGGCGUCCGCGACCUAGACCAGGAGACGCUGACGCGUGCCUAUUCGACUUCCAUUUCCAAUCCUGAACCGGAGGACGAGGCUGCCCACGAUGCAAUCCCCGGCCAUCCAUUGGGAGUCAAGCCUAGCGGCAAUGCCCUGCUUGCGACGGAGAACCUUCGGGAUGCCAUUGGGGUCUUCAACAUUCUGCCAGAUGAGCUGAUACUGAUGCUGCUGGAACAACUCGAUGGACCCAGUCUGGUGCGCAUUGGACGCACUUGUAAAGCAUUCUAUGCUUUCACCCGAGCUGAAGAGCUGUGGAAGGCUCUGUUUGUCGCAUCACCUCCCUCCAAAUUCACCUGGAAAGGAACAUGGCGCUCCAGCUACCUGAACAUCCCCCCCACGGAAGUGUGCGUGUUGGAUUGUUCGAAUCUGUAUUCCGAUGUCCUGCACCGGCCCUUUCACUGCGCGCAUAUCAGUCUCGAUCCCUACGUCACCGGCAUCCCCGCCCGCAACCAGAUCGCCCGCUUGCCCGAUCUCUCUUUCGAAGAAUUCAACGAGAAAUGGUCCGAUACGCCGUUCGUCCUGACCGAGCCCGUCAAGGAAUGGCCUGUCUACAAGAAAUGGACCAUGGAUUCCUUGCUCUACGACUACGGCGAGACCGUCUUUCGCGCAGAGGCCGUGGAUUGGCCAUUCUACAGCUACGUCGAGUAUAUGAAGAACAACUCCGACGAGAGCCCGCUGUAUCUCUUCGACCGGGCCUUUGUGUCAAAGAUGGGACUUAAGGUCGGACAGCUCGAUCAGGAACCCGAGGCCGCCUAUUGGCCGCUUGCCUGCUUUGGCGAGGACUUCUUCUCCGUGCUGGGCAAUGAUCGGCCCGACCGACAGUGGUUGAUUGUCGGACCCGAACGGUCUGGAAGUACUUUCCACAAAGACCCAAAUGCCACCAGCGCGUGGAACGCGGUUAUUCGCGGCUCCAAGUACUGGAUCAUGUUCCCUUCGUCGUCCAAGCUCCCGCCUCCGCCGGGAGUCUUCGUGUCCGAGGAUCAGAGUGAGGUGACCUCUCCCCUCAGUAUUGCCGAGUGGUUGUUUGAGUUCCACGCUGAGGCCCGGCGCACACCAGGUUGCGUUGAGGGCAUUUGCAAGGAGGGAGAGAUCCUUCAUGUGCCUUCGGGAUGGUGGCAUUUGGUCGUGAAUAUUGUGCCAUCUAUUGCUAUCACGCAAAACUUCAUUCCCCGCGCGCACCUGAGCGCUGCCCUCGAUUUUCUGUCUAACAAGGCAGAUCAGGUUUCCGGAUUCAGGAAGGACGUACAGAAUCCCUACGAAAGUUUCUUGGCGAAAAUGCAAGAACAGCAUCCAGACCUGCUGAAGCAAGCACAGGAGGAGUUGAGGAGGAAGACAGAAGGCAAAAAGAGAAAAUGGGAUGAGAUUGUUCAUGGAAACGCAGAUCAAGAAGGCGCUAAUGCCAACGAAGGUGGUGGGUUCAGCUUUGGCUUCGGUGGUGAUAAUAGCGACAUCGAGGUCCCUUGAUUCCCUCCUAUACGAAGCAGCAACAAACGAAAUCGGCAACGGUCUGAAAAUGACCGUGCUGAGCCACCAUUGCCUGGAUUACGCAGCCCAGUGACACCCUUCCCUCAAUCAACCUUGAGAGAGCCUUUCGGAAACCAAGCUACCCAGCUUGCGCGCCCCAUCUAGUGACACGCAACCGUCUUGCUAGC